UGACGCCACUUCUGGUCAACAUUCCUUAUUUUCUUCGUUCAAAGCUUCAGAAACAUACAAACUAAAGGAGGGCUUUUAUUGUAGCGAUGCAACAGGCUUUUAUUUUGAAACGUCCACAGGGUGAAGUCUACCGGAAACAGAAGAAGAGGUUCUGGUUGUUGUGAUCGACGGACGGUUUCAACAGCUGAAGACUCACCUGGCAAACAGGUGCGACCAGAACCAGUAGCUCCUCUCGGUGGGCGUGGUCUCUACAGUGAUGGCUCUGAUUUCUCUGGAAGACCUCAACGGAUUGGACGAUGAGCAGCUCGAUGAUGAUAUUACAGACAACCCCGAACCAAUGGAGGAUGACGACAGACUGCUGUCACACUGGCAGGCUGUUGCCAGUACCCACCAGGUGUCAGUUCCUCCAGAAAUGACUGGACCCAUACAGGAAAUGACUCGUAACAGCCAGCAGAGGGAGCCCCUCCCUUUCGUUCCAGUAUCCAGCCAUGAGAAGAUGGGAGAAGUUCUUUACGAGGAGCGUCUGUAUCCAGCAGGAAACUGGGCCUGUGUGACCCGAGGAGAAGACCUGUAUGAGCAGAGCAUCUCCAUGGCCUUCAUGAAACUGAUGCGCUUCAUCUGUAAAGAAAACUCUGCAGGUCGGUACCUGGGGAUGACGGUGCCAGUGAUCAGUAACAUCCACAUGAAGGACGACGGGAUCACUUUUAAGAAAAACGUCCUGACGGCGUUCUUUCUGCCGGCCGAGUUCCAGACCAACCCGCCCAGGCCCUCCGACCCCGACAUCACCAUCAUCCACAGGGAGCCAAUGAGAGUCGUCACCAGGACGUUUCUUGGGACGACCACGGAGGAGACGGUGACCCAUCAGAUCAACCUUCUGUGGGAGAUUCUGGGCGUCACUGAUGAACUACACAGAGAUGAAUAUAUGGUUGCCGUGUACGAGAAUCCUGGCGUACCCCGCCGCAGGAAUGAGAUCUGGUUCAUCAGACGCAAUCUGUAGAUGCCUUCCCAUCAUUCUCUUCUCCUGCCAUUCCUCUGGCUGAUUUUUAUUUUCUCUGCAUACUUCCUAGAGUUCAAUCCAACCGAUCAGGACAGGUUCGCUGGUAGGUCCUGACACUAAGCCCCGCCCCUCUGAUCCUAUAGGUUCACACUUACACUCAUCUUAAUGUCAUAUUUCUGAUGUAUACUGUUCAUCCUACCUGUACAAGUGUUAAAGGGACAACGAGGUUCUCCAAGGUCGGUUUGAUUGUGACUUUGGUGUUUUUAGCUUUAUGUUAGCUGCAGCAGAGUGGAGAACCAGAACAUUGUGGGGUAAACAGAAAACCUGACCUGUCCGUCCACACUGGAUCAGAACAUCGACUGUCCCUUAAACACGACAACACCAGGAGUCACAUUAUCAAGACCGGAAACAGCUUAGCUUAACAUAAAGACUGUAAACAGAGGGAACAGUUGGCUUAACUCGUCCACUUGAAGAUGUUCUGUCUAGUUUGUCUCAUCUGAAGAGUAAAACGUCACAUUAGUGUCGUAUUGAGCAGACCGCACUAAUCUAGACUGGACCUGGAGCCCUGAUGAGGUUCAGGUGCUGCAGUUUGAGGAUGCACUGACUGUUUAUGCUGGUUUCUAAAGUCUGUUGAAACUGAAUAUUUUUAUAAAUGUGUUCCUUUAAUCUGGGUUAAAUAUGGGUUAAUGUAAUGUAUCCUGUUUUAUAACGUGUUUGAAUCAUUCAUGUGAAAUCAUUUUUGGUGCCUGUUACUUCAACAUUUCUUGUUUUUUAACAUAUGAAAAUAAAGUUUGAUUUAAAGAGUCUG
This is a messenger RNA of Larimichthys crocea (large yellow croaker), 1805 nucleotides long. RefSeq names its product heme-binding protein soul4 (gene soul4). The coding region runs from base 257 to 997 and encodes 246 amino acids. NCBI's taxonomy places the organism in Eukaryota, Metazoa, Chordata, Actinopteri, Sciaenidae. Gene Ontology annotation, molecular function: heme binding. The record is from RefSeq and is a predicted model, not a curated record. The transcript is spliced from 6 exons.